GUCACUCUCGUGUUGUGUUACAUUGUCGCGCGUUUUAGAAGUACAUUUAGAAAAAUGAUAAACGCCAAAAUCAUCGCUGUUAAUGUAAAGGAUAUAAGAUUUCCGACAUCGUUAAAUCGAGAUGGAAGCGACGCAAUGCAUACCGAUCCUGAUUAUUCUUGCGUGUAUGUAACGAUUACAACAAAUAGCGGGCACGAAGGAUAUGGUCUUACGUUUACCUUGGGAAGAGGAACUGAAAUCGUUGUGCAAGCAUGUAAGUCUCUAGCCUCGAUUAUAAGGCUUCGAAAAUUAGAAUGGAUUUACAAUGAUUUUGCGAAAUUUUGGAGACGUUUAACGAGCGAUUCGCAAUUGAGAUGGAUUGGACCGGAAAAAGGCGUGAUACAUUUAGCUACAGCGGCUAUCAUAAACGCACUGUGGGAUUUGUGGGCCCGUAUCGAAAACAAACCUGUCUGGAAACUUCUUUCGGACAUGACACCCAAGCAGCUCGUAUCUCUUAUAGAUUUCAGAUAUGUGAAAGACAUAAUAGAAGAGCAUAACGCGAGAAUAAUACUCGAGGAAAGAAUGAAAAAUAGGGAGCAGCAAGAAAAGAAAUUGCUAAAGAAUGGAUAUCCCGCGUAUACCACUCAGGUCGGAUGGCUGGGCUAUAGCGACCAGCAGCUUGAGGAUCUUUGCAAAAAGUUUCUCAAUUCUGGUUAUACAGCAUUUAAGAUUAAAGUAGGCAAGAAUCUGGAGGAUGACAUUAGAAGGUGCGAAGUGAUACGCAAAGUGAUCGGCUACGGAAACAAAUUGAUGAUGGACGCGAACCAGGUGUGGGACGUGAACGAAGCGAUCGAGUGGAUGAAGAAGCUAGCAAAAUUUAAACCCGUUUGGAUAGAGGAACCGACAUCUCCUGAUGAUGUCAUUGGACACCACGAGAUACUGAACGGAUUAAAACCGUAUGGUAUUGGAGUGGCUACUGGCGAGAUGUGCGCAAAUCGCGUUAUGUUCAAACAGUUUCUGAGAUAUCAUGCGAUCAGUUGUUGUCAGGUUGAUUCGGCGAGGAUUGGUGGGAUUAACGAGAUCCUGGCUGUUUAUUUAAUGGCACACAUAACUAAUACACCAGUUUGCCCGCAUGCUGGUGGAAUAGGUUUGUGCGAGAUGGUUCAGCACCUUCAAAUGUGGGACUACAUUUGUUUAAGUCAGACCACUGAAAAUCGUAUAAUUGAAUUUGUGGAUCAACAACAUGAACACUUUGAGGAUCCUGUUCAAAUUAAAAAAGCACAUUACAUGCCACCCAUGAGUCCUGGAUACUCGACUAAACUUAAGAAAGAGAGCAUCAUAAAUUAUACUUAUCCAACAGGUAAUUAUUGGCAAAAUAAGAUUGCUGAAGAAGAAAAAGAAGAAACUGAGGAGAAAUGUGAUUAAAUGUUUUUGAAAAAUUUACAU
This is a messenger RNA of Cyphomyrmex costatus, 1425 nucleotides long. RefSeq names its product mitochondrial enolase superfamily member 1. The record is from RefSeq and is a predicted model, not a curated record. The transcript is spliced from 6 exons. Gene Ontology annotation, molecular function: L-fuconate dehydratase activity; magnesium ion binding. The coding region runs from base 55 to 1404 and encodes 449 amino acids. Gene Ontology annotation, biological process: carbohydrate catabolic process; amino acid catabolic process. Lineage: Eukaryota; Metazoa; Arthropoda; Insecta; Hymenoptera; Formicidae.